CCAGGCUUCGCAGUCCUGCACUCGCUCCCUUCGCAACAAAAGCGCGUGAAGCCGCUCCGGCAAAGACUGGGCUCACCGAGCAACUCAUCCUCACCGAGUUGAAGGGCCACAGUUAGAGCAGUGAAACGCGAGGACAAAGAAAAGUCAAGAUGUCUUCCUACGUGUCCUCUGAGUGCCGCCGCGUAAGCCCAUCUGUUCACGGCAACAAAUUUGCCACGGCUCACCGCAAGAAAGCCGUGGCCAAUAUUUUCGAAAAUGUCAACCAGGACGCGCUGAUGAGACUUUUCCAGAAAACGGGCGACAUGAAGGCGGAGGAGAGAGUUAGGAGCAUCUUCUCCUUUACGCAGGAUCCAGAGGAGACUGCGCGAGCUCUGAUGGCUCUGAAGCAGCGAAAGAAGGACAAAUUCCUCCAGAUCGCGGGGAUGGUCCGGCAUCUGCUUAAACUGCGUUGACUGUGUUGUAGCAGUUUUUACUGUCUGUCCCUAUGUCGGCUUAUAGCCGAAUGUGAAAACAUUGCCAAUGUGACUGGGCUACUGCCGCAGGUGCAACUCACCUGACGCCUGGAGAGUGGCGUCAGGUGCGGAGGAGAAAGUGCAGCCAGCCCCCUGAAGGGCGACAAGCGGCAACUGUGGCCUCGUAAUCGGAGGUAGCAGCGGAGAGCCCUCCCUGGAUAAGGUGGCACGAGAUGAAGUGACUGGGAAUAUAAAUGGAAAACAUGUCUUCCCCCAGACUUGAAUUCAUCAGUGCAUUUCUGUGGAUGCCUGACUGUGAGGCAGCACCUUGCAAAGGUGCAUAUCACUGAGUUGAUGCCAUGCGCUGCUGUAAUAUAAGACUUUAUGGUGCCGAAGAACUUGCCUACAUGAAUGCCUGUCCUGAACACAUGCCUUGUCUCUGAGCUUCACUUUGUUGUAUGAGCACUACUCAUUAGUGGCCACUGAUGUGUCACCAACUGUCAUAGCACAAUGUGAAACCUUCCUUUGAUUGUUAUUUUUAAUAAAUUAUUUCCUUUUAUA
Messenger RNA from Melanotaenia boesemani (Boeseman's rainbowfish), 1013 nucleotides. RefSeq names its product transcriptional and immune response regulator a (gene tcima). The transcript has a single exon. Gene Ontology annotation, biological process: negative regulation of Notch signaling pathway; endothelial cell activation involved in immune response. The coding region runs from base 150 to 452 and encodes 100 amino acids. The record is from RefSeq and is a predicted model, not a curated record. Gene Ontology annotation, cellular component: nucleus; cytosol. Gene Ontology annotation, molecular function: Notch binding. NCBI's taxonomy places the organism in Eukaryota, Metazoa, Chordata, Actinopteri, Atheriniformes, Melanotaeniidae.